AUGCAGACGGCAAAGGGGAAGGCCGAGGCGCAGGGACGAAAGGCCAAGCUUGCCACCUCGUACCAGGAGCUUCUAGACGAGUUCUCGAGCAAGGACCUCAAGUCCGUUGGCAACUAUACCCUCGGCCGCCUCAUUGGCAAAGGCUCCUUCGGCAAGGUCUACCUGGCCACACACAAACUCACGAAUGGCUCCAAGGUCGUCUUGAAGUCGGCGAAUCGAACCGACUCGAACCUUGCCCGCGAGAUCCACCACCACCGCCAAUUCGUCCACCCCCAUAUUGCCAGAUUGUAUGAGGUUAUUGUGACGGAGAACUUGGUGUGGAUGGUGCUCGAGUACUGUGCAGGUGACGAACUAUACAACUACCUGCUCGACCAUGGCCCGCUCCCUGUGGCCAAGGUGCAAAAGAUCUUUGCUCAGCUGGUCGGCGCCGUCAGCUACGUCCACAUGCAGUCCUGCGUCCAUCGCGAUCUGAAGCUCGAAAACAUCCUCUUCGACACCCAUGAAAACGUCAAGCUUGUCGACUUUGGCUUUACGAGAGAGUACGAGGGCCGAACGAACCACUUGCAGACAUUCUGCGGAACAAUAUGCUACUCUGCGCCGGAGAUGCUCAAGGGGGAAAAGUACGCGGGCGAAAAGGUGGAUGUCUGGAGCUUGGGCAUCAUCCUGUACGCCCUGCUCUGCGGAGAGCUCCCCUUUGACGACGACGACGACAACGUGACGCGAAACAAGAUUCUGACGGAGGAGGCAAAGUAUCCCGACCACUUUCCCGUCGAGGCGAUUCCUCUCAUCAAGUCUCUUCUUUCGAAGCGUCCUCUCCUCCGACCGACACUUCCGGAGAUCCUAGCUCACCCGUUCCUUGCAGAACACGCGCCGGCACAGCAGGCUAUUCUCGAAACCAAGGCCUUGCCCCCCUUUUCUACUCACCUGGAGAAGGAUUGCCUACACCGCAUGCGCAGUGCUGGGGUAGACAUUGACGCGCUCAUGGAGAGUGUCACUGCGCAAAAGUGCGAUACGUUGGCUGGAUGGUGGACGCUGCUGCUCGAGAAAGAGGAGCGAAAACAGCGUCGGAGAGAAAGGAAGAGGAAAGAAAGAGAGGCGGACAAGAGCCUCCAUCGAAUCUCCGUGGCAUCGAGUCGAUUCGAGCGGAUGCUGCAGGAUGUUGACGAGGACGGCGGUCUAACGAAGCAGUUUAUCAAACUGGGAGAACCCGCGAUGCCCAGGACCCGCGGGAGACCGGAUCGUAGGAGCGCUCACUACUAUGACCUGGCCAUACAUGACAUGUCGUACUUUACGGAGGGAAGUCGUUCGAAUGGUCCGCAGACCCCCGACGAAAACGGUCGCCAUCGUUCCAUCGACAGCCACUCGAUUCGCUCGGUCUCGACAACGCGCAACUACCGGCCCAUCCCACCGCCCAAGGAAGGCAUUCUGCGCAGUGCCAGAUCUCGAGGAUCGACCCUGCACCUUGUCACCACCACCGAGUCCCUGGGCCUGGGCGACCCCCACAGCGCGCCCCCGAGCUCGCAGCAGCAGGACGACAAUAGUCUACAGAAGGCGAAGAAGAGACCUAGUCAAGCUAUCAUCGCUCACUGGAAGAACUGGACUCAUUGGUUCAUCGAAAACACGACUAGACGGCGGCGUGGACAUGAGCGACGCACGAGUCGGAGCGUGCCCGAUCUGCACAAGAAAGAGGGCAGCACCAAAAGCAGCAAUGAUGUCAGUCCUAGGCCGCAGACCAGCAAAUACCCGCACACGAAUCCCUUAGGGGCCAACGCCACGGCUCCCCUCCCCAAGGGCGUCGUUGCGAACGGCCACUUGGGCAGGGCCAACGGGUCGUCCAGCUAUGGCUCCCUCCGCGGAAGCGUAAGCGGGCCGGUGGGAACGCCAUCUCAGCAUCCCCUGAGACCUCACAUUUCUACCUCGCAGGCUUAUAAGCGCCAGUCGCUGUCACCGUCGCCAUUGACACCUCGAGGGACUGUUCGCCGCUCAUCCGCGGGCUUGCGAGGGAGAAAGUCGACCUCGUCUUCCGUAUCUUCCGUCCGGUCAAUGCACCACCACCAUCACACUCACUCCAAGGCGUCUUCCACCAGCUCAACGGGCUCCGUGUCCACGACCAAAACACCGCUAGGCCGUGGACAGUCGCCUCAUCACUCGGUCAAGGUCCUCCCUGCGACGCCCACGGGCCAGUCCUUUCCUUCGAAUAUUCGCCUCGUUCGCAUGCCUCCGGUGAACUCGUAUAAUGAGGGUAUGCCUUCCGCCCAGCCACAAGCUCCUGGUUCUCCCAAUCCGUUUGCGUCAGGUGUGAUGUUUGCGAAGCGGAAGAAGAAUAUCUUCAAGGGCCCGAGUCUCAGUUUCGGGGGCCCUCACGGCCAGAUGCGGAACGCAGCCGGUGGUUCCCAUUCUCAUUCCCGCAGCGGCAGCGCCUCGGGCUUGGGACGUCGGUCCGGAGAGAUUACCAUUCAAGAGGAGGACGAAGAUCACAUGGGAGGCGUCGAUGAGGAAGAAGAGAUUGAGGAGGUGGAUGCGUUUGGCCCAGUGGUAGGCGGCCCAGGGGAGAUUAUUGAGGAGCAAAUCCUCGAGGACGAGGCGACGACCCCUACUGCGGAAGUUCACAGUCCUUCGGCGAUUUCUCCCAAGAACACCAUCAGUAGCCACAUAAACCUCGCUUAA
Trichoderma citrinoviride is the source of this 2667-nucleotide messenger RNA. Its product is annotated as kinase-like protein. The transcript has 5 exons. Gene Ontology annotation, biological process: protein phosphorylation; intracellular signal transduction. The coding region runs from base 1 to 2667 and encodes 888 amino acids. The record is from RefSeq and is a predicted model, not a curated record. NCBI's taxonomy places the organism in Eukaryota, Fungi, Ascomycota, Sordariomycetes, Hypocreales, Hypocreaceae. Gene Ontology annotation, cellular component: cytoplasm. Gene Ontology annotation, molecular function: ATP binding; protein serine/threonine kinase activity.